AUGAUUGCCUCUGUCGUCGUGCUCGCGGCCACUGCAUUUACGUUUGCUUCGGCGGCGUGCACAGCACCAGCGAAGCGAGUGGCAUGGCAGGAUAUGAAGGCGGCAGACAAGGAAGCUUAUUUGAAGGCAACAACUUGUUUGCUCUCGUCGCCAGCCAAGACCAAGUUACCAGGCGUGAAGACGAGAUGGGACGACCUCGCAUCGCUUCACCAACUCCAUGCACUGCAGAUACAUAGCACGGGCCUUUUUCUACCGUACCAUCGCUACUUCUUGCAUGUACACGAACACCUGGUUAGGGAGUGCGGAUACCAAGGCCCCAUGAGCUACUGGGACGAGCCACGAGACGCGGGCUCAUUCUCCAAAUCCACAGUCCUCGAUGGCAAGCUCGGGUUUGGUGGUAGCGGCAAAGGUUCCAAGAACUGCCUCGCAGAUGGGCCCUUCGUCAACGCCACCGUGAACAUCGGCCCAGGCUUCAAGACGGAUCCUCGUUGCGUGAACCGAAAGAUCACGGACAACCUAAGCACACUGACAGGCAAAAGCUAUGUUGAGAGAGCACUGAACGGAGAGGAGUACUGGGCAGUUCAAGACGCUAUAUAUUCCGGACCCCAUCUCAUGGGCCAUGCUGCUCUUGCCAUGAUGGAUGGUGACUCCAUCACCUCGGCGGGCGACCCUCUCUUCAUGCUACACCAUGGAUUUGUCGAUAAGAUGUGGUCGGAUUGGCAGGCGGCGUCCCCAGCUCGGCUCACUGCCAUCAGCGGCCCUAACGCGCAGGAUCCCAACGUAGGCUUUAGCGAGUUCCCUGGCGGUAUUGAAGAGGAAUCCAAAAUGUGGGGUAAACCAACUCCUGCAAUGCUAGCAGUGAUGCCAGAUCCCCAAUCCGGUGAUGGGGGGCCGACAACAACUUUGAACCAUGUCUUCACUAGCUUUGGCAUACUUGCAGAUGUCCAUGUCAAAGACAUCAUGGAUACCCGGGGCGGGUAUCUCUGCUAUGUAUAUGCUUAG
This is a messenger RNA of Westerdykella ornata, 1002 nucleotides long. Its product is annotated as Di-copper centre-containing protein. The coding region runs from base 1 to 1002 and encodes 333 amino acids. Lineage: Eukaryota; Fungi; Ascomycota; Dothideomycetes; Pleosporales; Sporormiaceae. Gene Ontology annotation, molecular function: oxidoreductase activity. The transcript is spliced from 5 exons. The record is from RefSeq and is a predicted model, not a curated record.